Messenger RNA from Python bivittatus (Burmese python), 2246 nucleotides. It is a transcript of the gene PSMA4, whose product is annotated as proteasome 20S subunit alpha 4. Gene Ontology annotation, molecular function: amino acid kinase activity. The record is from RefSeq and is a predicted model, not a curated record. Gene Ontology annotation, biological process: ubiquitin-dependent protein catabolic process. Gene Ontology annotation, cellular component: proteasome core complex, alpha-subunit complex; proteasome core complex. Lineage: Eukaryota; Metazoa; Chordata; Lepidosauria; Squamata; Pythonidae.
CUGCAGGGUUACGUACUGGGUUCUCCCAGCCCGUGAAGGCAAAUGGGUAGGAACCUACUGCUACUGUCCCAUCUGGUGGCUGGAAGCCAAGCAAGAAAAGCGAACUGCAAGUUGGCUUAACAUUGCAUUCUGCUUUAAUCUACUUUGCGCACACACAUGCACGCACGUGCAAAAUAUUGUAGGUGUUCCUGCAGAACCAAAGGAGACCCUAGAGAAGGCAAAACCAUUCCCUAUACAACUGGCUCACGAUGGAAAAGUUUAAAGACUCUUUCUUGUUGCCCAGUAAUUUUGAGUCACUGCUCUCUCUGUGAUUGUUACUCUGGGUGAAGGAAGCUCUGGCAACAGCAAUUUAAAAAAUAAAAAAUAGGAAGAGAGAAGAGUUUUGAACCUUGGGGGGACUUCCUGCUUUCCUAUGCUGCUUUUUCGAUUCCAUUUGGGCCACCACUUUAUAGAGUUUCAUCAGUUUUACUACAACCUCCAGUUUGGUGCUACAGCAGUGUUAGAAGUCAUAACGUCAUAAAUGUUUUGCAUCCACAGCUACUGAUGCAUGCAGGAGACCCAGAUAUUCUCUUGCUCCCCUCUUUAGAUGCACCAUGUCUUCUGGAAGCCAGCAGCAGCAGCGUUGCAACCUCACUAAGCCAACAUUCACUGAAAAACAAGCUGCUGAACUGGUCAAGAGGAUAUUUGGACUGGAAGUCUCCCAGCUCACACCGCUGCCGAGCUAUGACGAUCAAAACUUCCACAUGUGCACCGCUUCGUUCACAGAGAAAGGAGAAAGCCCCCGGGAAUUUGUCCUCAAAAUUACAAACUGUGAAGAUAGCCAGAAUUCUGAGCUCAUCGAGGUACAGACCCAGAUAAUGAUGUUUCUGAACAGCGAGGGUUUUCCUGUGGCCUUGCCCCAUCUCACCCAAGAGGGCAAAGUGAUGUUUCUGCAAACAGUAGAGACUGGAUCCUCCACCCAGGAGUAUGUGGUGAGGUUGUUGAGCUACUUGCCGGGCACAACUGUGGCCACGCUUCCUGUGAGUCCCCCAGUUCUCUACGAGAUUGGGCAAAUGGCAGCCAAACUGGAUAAAACACUUGCAGAGAAAUUCCAACAUCCGUUGAUAAAAAGCUUACACAGGGGUGAAUUUAUCUGGAAUCUGACAAACGUUCCUCUUUUGAAAAAAUACAUUUAUGCUCUUGGCAAGAGGGAGUAUCUGGAAGCAGCGAACCAGGUUAUUGAGCAGUUUCAAGUUCAAAUCAUUCCAAAGCUGAGCUCCUUUCGACCCUGCAUCAAUCAUGGAGACUUCAAUGACCACAAUAUUCUAGUCGACGUUGUUUCGGCUUCCCCUCCAAAUCCACACUACAGAAUCUCCGGGAUUUUGGACUUCGGUGACAUGAGUUACGGCUACUACGUGUUUGAAGUAGCGAUUGCCAUGAUGUACAUGAUGAUUGAAAGUAAAGACCCCCUCCUGGUGGGUGGCCACAUCCUGGCUGGAUUUGAAAGCGUCGUUCCUUUGACUACGGAAGAGCGAGCCGCCCUGUUUCUCCUGGUGUGUGGGAGGUACGCUCAGUCGCUUGUGAUUGCCGCCCACAUGACAAUCUUACACCCUGAGAAUGAGGAGUAUUUAAUGAUCACAGCCAAAAAGGGAUGGAAGCAUUUGAUGAUGCUUGUUGAGAUGGGCCAAGAGACAGUCGAGAAGAUCUGGUUUCAGACGGCAGAAUCUUAUCUGAAAUGAUCUACCACCAUCUCUGAGGACACCGUUAUGGAUGUUAUCAAGCUGGAACCAGGGGCUCAGCAAAAAUUUAAGGGCCACGACUAGGAAAGGCUUAUCAUGCUACUGAAGAAUUGUUUCAGGCCCAAUACACAGUCCCCACAUAUAAAACACAGUCUUGCUGUUUUCCUACAAACUCAUUACUUAUGAAAGAGUUGCCCCAAUUCCGGGAUGACAUUUUCCACAUUGUUCGGAAGAAGGUCGUGCUCCUGUUGCAGCUUUGCUUCUUCCAUGCCCCCCCCCACAAUAUUUGCCCCCUUUUGUGAUUUUCCAUAUCACAUCCAGCUUUGACUACUAACAUUCAAAACAUGCUAAUACUUCUGCAGCAUUGGAGUUGCUCCUGAUAUAAAUAUAAUCCGUCUCAAUGUUUUGAUUUUUGUUAUCGCGAUAUACCACCGUACAAACUACACAGAGCGAUUCAGUUUAAAGCUUUACUUACCUGGUAUUUAUCACUGCAACAUUAUAAUUUCUCUCUCCCAAUGAAAUUUGAAU